This is a messenger RNA of Nelumbo nucifera (sacred lotus), 2624 nucleotides long. RefSeq lists its product as uncharacterized. The record is from RefSeq and is a predicted model, not a curated record. NCBI's taxonomy places the organism in Eukaryota, Viridiplantae, Streptophyta, Magnoliopsida, Proteales, Nelumbonaceae.
CGAGAAUACUGAGCAAGUGUCAAUGUGGGGAUUGGGUUAUUCUAUGUACACUUCAGAGUUCACACCCACUAUUCCCUUCCUCCAGUUUGUCCCUUUUAGAUUGGUUGAGAAACAUUGACGUUGAAGACUAUAAGACUUCAAUUCAUGUUUAAAAGCUCACAAACUGAUUUUCUUCUUUUUAAUUCAAAAGCCCACAAUUACAGAAGAAGUCCUGUACUCCUGUGGACUCUGGCCCUUCCCUUCAGGCGAGCAGGAAAGACUAGUAAUGUUCUUCCUUCAGAGCCUGUUCUCACCAAGUGAUCGUUUCCUGGUUGCUGCAAUGCAAGUGUUAGCAGCACUUUUGAGUCUAAUCAGGCACUGAGAAGAAGCCAUCUGACCAUUGGACCUGUGGGUUUGGCGGGUCAUUUUUCAACUGCAAUCUGGCUGUUGAAACACAUCUUCAAGAAAUGGGGUUUGAAGCGAGCUCUGGCAUUAAACCGCAAGAAGUAAAGUUGCAGGAUUAUACUUUGAACCCAUCGAAGUCCAUGCAAGUAACAAGACACAUGCAUUCAAAAAGUGAUCCAGACGAGAAAGUGAAGGAAGAAAACUUGAACGUUUCCCCUCAAGAUCCGCAUCGUCCAAAGUUGGAUAUGGGACAAGUGAUAGGUGACGACAAAUCCAAGAUGAACAGUUCCCCUAGGACUGGCAUCCAAUGUUCAUUGAAGGAAGAGAUUCUACAGCUUGAAAAACGGUUACAAGAUCAAUUUGUUGUGCGGUGUGCUCUGGAAAAGGCAUUGGGCUAUAGGAGCUCCUCUAGCGAUAUUUCAAAUGAGAACUUAAUGCCAAAGCCUGCCACGGAAUUGAUCAAGGAGAUUGCCACAUUAGAAUUGGAAGUUGUGUAUUUGGAACAAUAUCUUCUCUCGUUGUACCGGAAAGCAUUUGACCAGCAAUUUUCUUCCUUAUCUCCAUCUGCCACGGAUGAAAGAUUAAAAUCACCCUCAUUCACACAGAAAGAGAUGUUUCUAGAAGUUACUGGACCUGAUAUAAGAUCAGAGAGAGAAGAUUUAACAAUUCAAUCUGGUAAUCUGCCAUUGACACAAGAUCCAAUUGCUGAUCCACAGAAGGAAUUUAAUGCUAUUGGGGAUACAGAGAAGUUAUUAGAUUCAGGCAUUCACCGCAGCCAUUCCUCACUAUCGCAACAUACAGCUUCUAGAUCUUCUUCAAUGGAUGCUGUAGCUAAAGCUGUACGAGCAUGCCAUUCCCAACCUUUAUCUAUGGUGGAGGCCGAAAAUGCUACUUCUAAUGUAAUCAGUCUGGCUGAACAUCUGGGUACACGAAUCUCUGAUCAUGUCCCUGAGACACCUAACAGGAUUUCUGAAGAUAUGAUUAAGUGCAUGUCAGCUAUAUAUUGCAAGCUUGCAGAGCCUUCGUUAAUGCAGAAUGGCAUUUCAUCUCCUAUUUCAUCAAUGUCAUCAGUGAGUGCAUUUUCUCCACAUAACCACUGUGAUGCAUGGAGCCCUCGGUGCAGGAAGGACUAUUCUUUUGAUGCACGGUUAGAUAAUCCUUUCAAUGUGGAAGGGUUAAAAGAGUUCAGUGGCCCUUAUAGUACAAUGGUAGAAGUGCCAUUGAUUUGCAGAGAUAGUCAGAAGCUGAGUGAUAUUGAAGACAUGCUACAAAAUUUUAGGUCACUUGUUUGUCGGUUGGAAGAAGUCGAUCCUAGGAGGAUGAAGCAUGAAGAGAAACUUGCAUUCUGGAUUAACAUACAUAAUGCAUUGGUGAUGCAUACAUUUUUGGCUUAUGGUGUUCCACAAAACAACGUGAAAAGAGUGUCUUUACUCCUCAAGUCUGCAUAUAAUGUGGGGGGUCACACUAUAAGUGCUGACACAAUACAGAGUUCUAUUCUGGGAUGUCGUAUACCUCGGCCUGGACAGUGGCUUCGUUUGAUAUUUUCAACAAAAGCGAAAUUCAAGGCUGGGGAUGAUCGCCAAGCAUAUGCAAUUGACCAUCCAGAGCCACUUCUAUAUUUUGCGCUUUGUUCAGGAAGCCAUUCUGAUCCUGCGGUCCGCAUAUACACACCAAAGAGAGUGUUCCAGGAGCUGGAAGCUGCAAAAGAGGAGUACAUUCGUGCUACCUUUGGUGUACGCAAGGAACAAAAAAUCCUUCUACCAAAGAUUGUAGAGUCUUUUGCAAAGGAUUCUGGUUUGUGUCCACUUGGCAUUUUGGAGAUGGUUCAUCAGUGUAUGCCUGAAUCUUUAAGGAAGACCAAGCUCAGGUGUCAGCAAGGAAAAUCUCAUAAGGGCAUCGAAUGGAUUCCUCAUAAUUUUGCAUUCCGGUAUCUGAUAUCCAAAGAACUGGUCAAAUGAUUGCUUACAUUGAUAAAUGCCAGAAUCUUCAUAUCAAGGAAAACACCAUGAUUGUAACUUGUAUGAGUUCAUGAGAGUUGGUUUUUCAAGAUGAAAGCCUUAGUUUUUUUUUUUUUUUAAUUUUUCCUUUUUUCUUGUCUGUACAAACAAAAGAGAAGAUGAAGCAGGAGAUAGGAAGGUAGAAAGGCUGCCUGCAGUUUGUCUUGUCCAAUGUAAUAAUUGUUCUUCUGUAUCAUGUAAUGAGAAGUAUCUUUGUUUUGUAGUUGUGAAAAAGUGUUUUGA